This is a messenger RNA of Kwoniella shivajii, 3759 nucleotides long. RefSeq lists its product as uncharacterized. Gene Ontology annotation, cellular component: cytosol. The transcript has 15 exons. Gene Ontology annotation, biological process: cytoskeleton organization. Lineage: Eukaryota; Fungi; Basidiomycota; Tremellomycetes; Tremellales; Cryptococcaceae. The record is from RefSeq and is a predicted model, not a curated record. Bases 1 to 3759 code for a protein of 1252 amino acids.
AUGAGUGGGAGUCGACCUGUAUUUGGAGGAAUGUUCGAUAUGAUGCGACGUAAUCCUACCCCUCAACAACCGGAUGGCCCACCUCAACAGAACGGGGUAGGAAGAGGAGGAGGUGUAGGACCUGGAGGAGCAGCUGGACCUGGACAACCUCAAGGAGCAGGACAACCUGCACCUCCAAUAUUGACUCGACCUAGAGCACCCGCUUUGUUGCCUCUCAAAAGGGAAGCGUUCGAGGAAGGUCCAGGUGGCGCUCCGACAGGUCAAGAUAGUAUUACUCUCGGUCAAUUAAGAGCUCAUACGGCUGCAAUGGAAAAGAAACAAAAAACUCAACAGUUUGAUUUUCGUUACGAUGAUACCGAUACACUCAUGAAUGAACUCCAGGAAUUUUAUCCUUAUGUCGAAAUGGAUCUCAUUGCGAAACAACCAGAAAAGUUUGAAGGGUCUUUCGAAGGUGAUUGGACCGAAGCGUCGAUACACAAACGAAGGGAGUACAUUGAAGUCCAGCUGGAACAAUUGGAAAGUCCCAUUCAUGAUAUCCGUCGUGCGGCGCAAGGAAGAUUGUUAUAUCUGUUACAAGGCGUUUUCGCGGAAACGACUUCACCCGAAAUGCAACUUCAUUGGGUGAUAGAAAAUGCUAAAGCCAUCCGAGCGGUUGACGGGGUAGCUACAAUAGUCAUCGGAUUAAGGGAUGCAGCGAAGAAAUAUACCGCUGCUGCAGACGAUAAACCACCUUCGACAAGCGCUCCUCCCGGAACAGUGCCUGCUCAAGUCGAUCCUUACGAUGAUAGAAGUGCGGAACUCAUGGAUCUUCUGGGAAUGUUAUAUUUCAUCGUGGAGGUAUUUAGGACGGAUGAAACGUUCGGUGAUGAGCUCAUGGCCAUGUCUCCACCUUUACCCUUAGUCUUGUUCCAGAUGGUAGCUUCAUUGAAAGACAGAUUGCCGAAGGGAUACCCCGUGAAGAAGGUUUUAUUGCUCCUCUGGAAGACAUUACUCGCUUGUUUGGGUGGUAUGAAGGAAGUUGCCAAAGCUCGAGCACUAAGUAGGGAGUUAUCUGGAUUGCCACCCGAGAAUAAAAACUUCACGAAAGCCACUCCUGGAGAUAUAUCUACAUGGAGGCGAGAUACUGCCGUCAAAUAUCCCACUUUUGCUCCACCCGCUUCUGUAGUCGCAGGAGUUUCGAAUGAAAAGCUAGCUGAAGGGAUAAGACCUAUACCUUCGAGACCAAAUUAUCAUUCUACCGAGAUCCCUAACUCAUCCCAAGGAAAUCAAACAAAUGGCACUUCAUCGACCUCGGCUCCAUUACCAGGGACACCAGCUCCAUCACCGCCACCUUCACCUAAACCCAAGAAACAACAAUAUCAAACAGAUCCCUCACGUCCAUUCGUUUUCCCUUAUUCUAGAUCAUCAAUCAUAGCUCCGACGAGUCUAGUACCGUUCGCCAUUUCAGAAGCUGAUAAACUAUAUCACAGACACGAGUAUAUAUCGUUGGGUUUAUAUCAAUUAUGGCAAACCAGAGAAGAAUGUAUGCGAGAAGAAAGAGGUUUAGGUAAAAAUGGUUUGAUAGGUUUUACAAGUAAUCAAUGGGAUGAUGGAGAAGAAGAAGAUGAAGAAUCUCAAGAAGCCAUGAGGAGAGAUUGGAAAUAUGAAGAAGAAGAAAUGGAUGCCCUCAAUCAAGGAAAUAAAGAAGCUGCAAGGUUAGCCAGAGAGAAAAGAUCUGCUGCGAGGAGAUUACAUAGAGUGGAAAUCAUAUAUAAAAACACCCUGCCAAUCCAGCAGAGUUGCGUGAUAGUGCUAUUAAAGCUGUUACUCGCAACAGUGACUAGUCCUGGCACGACAGGUGUGAAUCUGGCUACUGGCCUGCCUCCAGCUGUCACCUCGCCGACUCAGGAGGUACCUCCUACACAAGAAAAUGCACCGCCACCCACGAGAGAAGAGGUCGACAUAUCUCGACAUCGAGAAAUCACCUCUAAAGCAGUUUCGGCGAUCCUAUUAUUAUUGCUAAAGUGGUUCAAGGCUUCUCAUGCCCUCAAAUUCCAUCAUUUUGCCCAAUUGCUUUUCGAUUCCAAUUGCUCUUUACUGGUAUUGAAGAUGUUCGGUUUGACCGAUCUACUCAACAUAGUACAAACCAAGAGUGAAAUGGAAGAUGCGAACUUUUUCCGAUAUUGCCUUCUCAACUGUUCCCGAUCUACCUCGUCGCCAGAAGAUGACCUUCUUCUACGGCAACCACCUAAACAAUCUCCUAAUCCAACAACAAAUCCUGACAGUCAGAAGACUGAAGGUGAUCCCAGCAACGAUGGUGAAGUUGAUUUGAUAAGUGAAUAUUCCUGGAGGAAUUUCUUCUCUACAAUCAAUUUCCUGAAAAUCCUACAAAAAAUCACAAAACAUAGGAGUCACAGAACGUACAUGUUGACAACUUAUAAGAGUUCGCAAAUUCUCAAAAGGAUGUUAAAAGUCAAUCAUCCUAUGUCACAACUGCAAAUCCUCAAGUUGAUAAAAAGUCAGAUGCCAUGGUGUGGAAGGAAGUGGAGACAAAGCAAUAUGAAAGUCAUCACGUCCAUUUAUCUCAAUUGCCGACCUGAACUAAGAGAUGAUUGGUUAGCCGGUACGGAUCAGGACAAUGAAUUAGAGGACGCAUUACCACAAGAAUACGCCUUACGGUCUUUGGUACAGUUCUAUAACAAACGACAUUACUCGGCACAUAUAGCAAAUUUAGCGUCACCUGAACCAUCACAUAAAAGGUCGAAUUCAACUUCAGCGGUAACACUGGAAGAUCCAGCAUUACAUCAUGCCAAUCCUCCCAAUUUCAUUAGCUCUCAUCCGCGAUCUACCUCGAUGGGAGAAUCAGAUGUUUUCCCACCUAGAAAAAGCAUAACAGGAUCAGGAACUGAUUUACCUUAUAACCCAGAUGGGAUGAUUGAAUUUUGGUUACAUGAAUAUGAAGAUGUUUUAGGUGAAGUCUUCGGUGAUAUCUCUUCAGAAAAUGGAUCGACAUCAAAUAAUGAAGUUUGGGAUGAAUUUGGUUUAUCACGCGGUGUAUCUCAUUUAACUUCUCCUUCAUCCUCCUCCUCGUCACCAUCUUCUUCUCCUUCUGGUCAUGGGGUAACGAACGAUGAAGGAAAUGAAGGGAUGAUAUCUAUCCCUCAUGCGGCAGAUAGAGAUGACAGAGCCUGGAAUAGAUUAACUGAUCUUAUGAGAUCAACUACAACGACAAACAACAAAUCAGAUGAAGAGAUUAGUGAUUCUGAAAGUAUAGUUUCAGUGGGUGAGUUAGGUGAUGAAGCUAGAUUAAGUCACGCUACUUUUGGUCAAGACCAAGAUCAAGAUCAACAACAACUACGAGAAGAUCAAGUUAGAGAUCAAGACCAGGAUCAGGAUCAGGAUCGAGGUCACGACCAGAAUCGUGAGCAAGAAGAUGACGGGAGGUUGUUAUCUAUUGGUGGUGGUAAAGGACGAAGAAAAUCAGGUGCGGGUGAAAACACGUGGGAGCACAUGUCACCCACUCUAGCUUUACUUCCUAGAUCACCAGCAGAAAGAAGACGAUCGUCUUCCAGUGGAUCACCAUUACGUCCCGUCAUUCCAGGGAAGACUAACGACCUAAUGUCUGGUAUGCAAGGUUUAAGUCUGGGCACAGGUGAGGUAUUUGAUGAUGAAGAUGAUUUCGAAACUAGAGGUCCAAUGCCCAUAAAGAUGGAUACAAGGGAUCAUGAAGAAAGAGAAGGUGGUGCUGUUGAUGAAGUUGAAUAUACGUAUGGGGAGUAA